AUGGCCACAUCUCUUUUCUCCAGCCUCAGAGGCUACACGUACAAGACCAUCCCAUACAAAUCUACCCCCCAUGGCGACAUCGUUCUUGAUGUCGUGUACCCGGAAGAAGCCGAUGAUUCCCCGACGACUGUUCUCAUUCACAUCCAUGGUGGAUUUCUCAUUGUUGGGGACAGAUACAGUUUUGCCCCAUACUGGCUGGUCAACGCUGUGACCACGCGGAAAUGGAUCUUCGCGAGCCCUGACUAUCGUCUUGUCCCAGAAUCUACCGCCCAUGCAUCGCUUGACGAUUCCAUCGAUGCGUACAAAUGGGUGCGCUCGUCACUCUCUGACGCGAUUGGACGCCCUAUUGGACCUGUCUUGCUGGCUGGUUCUAGCGCUGGUGGUUAUCUCGCACUGACGACUGCAAAUGCCGUUGAACACAAACCAGAUGCGCUGUUGCUCAUCUACGGAAUGCUUGAUGCAGCUGGUCCGAGAUAUACGACUCCUGGGACGAAUAUCUGGGGCGCACCGCCUUUCGAUACCACGUCGGUGUUGAGCCAGUUUCCGAGGACGAAGGAAAACGAUGAUCGAAAGGCCAUAUCUGGGUAUCCCCCGCCCGAGAACUUCCAGCAAGACCCACGAUUCCAAGUUGCGUCAGCUCUUCACAUCGACGCCCUCUUCCCUGACUACAUGACCGGUGUUGAAGGCCUAAGCCGCGAAAUCGCCAGCAAGGGCAUUGAUGCCAUCCCCGAAGAACACCGACGGUUGUUUCCUCUUUCUUUCGGUGAUCUUGCCAAGAUUCCCCGCACGUUCUUGCUCCACGGCGUCAACGACUCUGCUGUUACAGUGGACUGCAGUAUCGUAGCUGAGAAGAAGCUUCGUGAAGCGGGUGUUGAGGUUGAAAAGGACUUUCCGGAGGAUGCGGAGCAUGGAUUCGAUGGUAGAAUCGGAAAUGUUGAUGUCGAGAAGGGGGAGGCGGAUGGGAUUCCCAAUAUCGAGAGUUUGAGAAACGCCAUUCGCUUCCUUGACUCCUCCGUUAAGAACUAG
Molecule: messenger RNA, 1026 nt
Organism: Fusarium fujikuroi IMI 58289
Lineage: Eukaryota; Fungi; Ascomycota; Sordariomycetes; Hypocreales; Nectriaceae
Exons: 2
Coding region: 1-1026 (341 amino acids)
Molecular function (GO): hydrolase activity
Source: RefSeq, a predicted model, not a curated record